AUGCAGGGUUGCAUGAACCGAAAAGAUAAUGAACGACAAGAUUUUGCCGAGAACCUUGCUAGAAAGUUUCAAGCUAAGGAGGAUGCCUUGGGCAAUGCUGAAAGUGCUCAACCUCGACCAGUUCAAGGGGAGUCUAGCAGAAGAAACGACGGCGUAGCAACCGGGACAAGAUCCAGGCGGGCCCUGUGUUCUGAUGACAAUCCUAGGCCAACCAAGAGAGGCGGUGGUCGAAGUGAUUCUGAGCGCGGUGGUAGAAAUGGUGGCGGCCGGAGUAGGUUGUCCAAUGUUGAUCAAGGUGGUCGUGGCAGUGUUGCUGAGCGUGGAGGAAGAUCAAAUGCAGGAGGUCGUGGAGGUCGCGGCUAUUCUCAUUUCAUGAACAAGCUUCACGAGCAAGAAAUGACUUUUCGAAUACUGGUUCUUUUGAAUGGUUGGUGUAAGUGA
Messenger RNA from Impatiens glandulifera, 441 nucleotides. RefSeq names its product protein nemuri-like. The record is from RefSeq and is a predicted model, not a curated record. The coding region runs from base 1 to 441 and encodes 146 amino acids. The transcript is spliced from 2 exons. NCBI's taxonomy places the organism in Eukaryota, Viridiplantae, Streptophyta, Magnoliopsida, Ericales, Balsaminaceae.